AUCUGAUUCUGGAGUGAGUUUUGUUUUGACUUUGUGGAUCUUUGGAUAGCUUUCCAUAACAACAUUGAUGUGGUUACAGUGGCUUAACAUGGAACUGACCUGAGACUUCAAAGAGUUGGGGCAAUGGCUGCUUUCAACCAUCAGAAUUUUUCUUCUUCUUUCAACUUUCAAGACUUUUCUUCCCGCCUGAACGAACCUGAUGCUAUAAUUGUUGAGAUAGCCAGUGAGGUGACUUCGAGUCAAGUUGUAAAACCCGACAUAGAAGACGAUCAGAAGCGAUGGCUUAUUGUUGGAAUAUGUCUGCACAGCAUCAUAUCUCCCGCCUUAAGACAGUACAUUCCUCCCGUUGUGAGCAAAUUGUACAGCACUUUGAAACGCAUAGACCAGAUUGACAAACAAGCAUACGCCAAAUAUCUAAAACGAUAUAAACCUACAAACAAAGAGCUCAACUAUGAGGCAAUUAACAACAACAGUGCUAUACCAAAGGUGAAAGGGAAGAAAGAUGUACAGAAAUAUAACUACAAUGUAACUAGCGAUGUGGACCUAACGAAGCUGUUUAUGAUAACCAGUAUGGCCCACUAUGCCGGGUUUGAUGAUACGUGUGACUCGUCGGCACUACUGGGAAUCAUUAUCAAUAUUGAUAAAUUCCCUGCUUUACCAAAGCAAACAGCUGAAAAGGUACGUGCAGAUAUUCGGAAUCCUUGGGCUCAUUGCAACUUUUCUGAGUGGGACAUCAUUAAGUAUCAAAACUCAUUCCAGCUAAUGCACCAGUUUAUACGGAACCUGCAACUUCCGGUACAGGAUGAGACAGCAAUUAUAGCGAAACUGACACACUGGCAAACAAAUGGAGUGCAGUUUCUACAAGGCACAACACUUGGUGUAGAGCUGGUACAGGAACUCAAAAAUGAAACAAGAGCGCUAAGUAAAUACAUUCUUGACAUUGUGCCACAAACAGGUGAGAGUUUCAAAGCUGUUCAUAAAGCUAUACUUUCUAUGGAAGGCACUUUAAAUGAAACAACUGAUAAAAUAAAUAAUCUAUUGACGGAUACGUCGGGAUUGAAAGGCAAUUUGAAUGCGCUGACAGAUACAGUAGAUGAUUUGCAAGAUGCACAUGAACAUCAUGCUGACACCAUUGAAAAGAUGAAGACUCAUAUAGAAGAUGUACAAUCUAAUGUCAAUAAAACACAGCUGGAGCUUGUUAAUUCCAUGCAGAAGGUUGACCACUUAGAAAGCCGUUUAGACGAUAUAUCUUUGGGAGUAUCAGAAAACAGGACUACACUACAUGAUACCAAGACAGAGAUUGUAUAUGCUAGGACUGAUAUUGAAAUUGCAAAAACCGAAGUUAAAAACACGAAGACUGAAUUGGAGGAUACAAAAGCUGACGUCGCUAAAAAUAGAGUUGAUAUUGAGGAGUUAACUAAAUAUUUAUCAUCUGUAAGGCCAAAUGGCAAAGUGUUUUUCUAUCCCCCAGAUAGAGUUUCUUCAUUUGUAAGUCGAGAGGAUGAAUUAGAAACGCUUCAAGACGAGUUUCAAAGACAUAGCAACGGCCAUCAUGUACAAGUUAUUUGUGGAUUAGGCGGAAUUGGAAAAACAACCUUGUCUGUUGAAUAUGCUUGGACUUUUCAAAGUUUUUAUCCUGGAGGUGUGUUUUGGAUGUCAGCGGAAACAACCGAAGCGUUGGAAGAUUCUAUACAACGUCUAGCCAUAGACACAAAUACAGUUGGGAAAGAUGCAAAAGAAACACUCACAAAGACGCUAAAAUGGAUGUCCUCUAUACAAGAUAGAUGGCUACUUGUGAUCGAUAAUGUAGAUAUGGAGGAAAUUAGAAGUGGUGUAAAAGAAUUGCUUCUCGGAGCUUGGAAAAGGAAUUCAAAAGGCCAUAUUAUAAUUACAUCUAGAAGGGAGGCGGAAGAAGCGGGAGAUGAGUUCAAUGUCAAAUUAAAGGACUGCAUUACACUAGAUAUACUGACUGAACGUGAAAGCGCUCAGUUCAUGACAACUCGCUCGGGCUGUAAGAAUGAUAAAAACGACCACAGUCUCGAAAUAUUGAUAGAGGAGCUCGGCGGUCUACCGCUCGCUUUGGAACAAGCAGCCGCACAUAUAAAAACUUUACACUGUACCUUCAAAGAAUAUCUAGAAAAAUUUAAUCGAAAAAGACUGAAAAUACUCAAAGCUAGUAGAUCUCGAUUUAAUGUAUCAAAAGAACGUCAAGCUGUACGGACAACAUGGCAACUGAAUUUUGACUAUAUAGACAAGCAGUCCGAAGAAGAAGGACUAGGAUGUGCAGCAGUUACUGUAAUGGAAAUAUCAGCAUUUCUUUAUGCAGAUGAAAUUCCACUGACUAUUUUGAAUGUAGGUUCACCCGAGAUUUUAGACGAAGAUCUUCUUGACGCGUUCCAAGAAGAAAUAGGAGUGAAGCAGGUUGCUGAAAUACUUGCACGAUUCUCUUUGUUCAGUCGUUGUGGUGGCAGUACCCUCAGCGUCCAUCGGUUAGUGCAGGAGGUCAUCAGAGAGAAUCUGACUGAUUCAGAUCGGAAAGCGUUCAUCUUACAGUGUGCAACACGUAUGAUAAACAAGGCUCUUGAGAUCACGCAGUCGCCAAGAGAGGCUUUAAAAGAAGAAAAUGUAGGCAGAGCUUCAUUACAGAUGUGGAGUAAAUUAGCACUCAAUGCAAAUACAUUAAAAACCUAUCUGUUCGAGUUUACAAAGACCAAUAAGGAACAGAUGCAUAUUUGCUUUAAUGUUGAAAGCACAAAGCUGUUACAAACAACUGCAAUAUACCACAGUCUGUUUCAACGACAAGACGAGGCGUUAGCCUGCCAAGCUCAAAUGUUGAGCAUCAUACCGGCACUUGGCAUUGCUGAAUCCGAUUACAGAGAACUAACAUGUAUAAAGAUACCCCUUUUACAGAAUGACAGAGAGAUUAUACAAAGUAGUAUGACAAUGGCUAUGUCAACGGGAACAGAACCGUUGGUAGGAGUAGAUCAAGCACAAACCGUUGUACUGUUGGAUCCAGAACCAUUGCGCAUUAUGGGAAAUGACGCUUUUAAGUCACAGAAAUACCAAGAUGCCAUUCAAUGUUAUACUGAAGCAAUCACUGCCAGUCAAGGAAAUAUUGAUCCAAAAGUUCUUUCAAACAGAAGUCUUGCCUACUUAAGAGUUUCCGAUUAUGAAAACGCUAUGCGUGAUGCAGAUUUAUGUAUACAGAAAGAUCCGAACGCACACAAAGCGUAUUCAUGGAAGGCAUAUGCAAUUGCUAAUCUUAUUCGUAUUGGCGUGUUGCCGAAGUCCUGGGAAUCGGCUGGUUUGGCAGCUGCAGCUGUUGCCGGAUACCUUAAUAACCAGUGUUUACUAGAAUACAGGAUGAAAAUUGAAUAUCCAGUUGUACGAUUCAAAAUUAUAGAAGAUCAAUCCACUCUAGGACAGGAAAUGGUUUCCAUGAUGAAUAGGGCUUAUACAACAUUAUUGCUACGUAAAGGUAGUUACAAGAUAAAUCUUUAUAAAGCAGAGAUCGCUACAAAAAGUGUCCAGAUCAUCGGUAUAGAAGAAGGUGUUGAAAUCCAUAGCCCGCUAGGAGUUUCCUUGAUCCACCCGAGUAAAAUAAGUUCUAAGUUUCAAUUCGAAACCGAUAUUAAUGUAUUUUUUGAAAACGUGACUUUUCCUAACGAGACUGGGCAAAUAUUUGUCGAUGGUCGAGUGAACGCAACAUUUUACAGAUGUGUGCUUUCAAACGGUAGAAAGGGCUGCGAAGACUUUCCGUUUUGUAAUGGUCGUCGUGGUUGUUUAAAUCCAAACCCGGAGGAGUGCAGAAAUUUAAAUGCGUUGCAGGAAAAAGCGUCAUGUCCGCAUCCGAGCGGAAUCGUUGGUUGUCCCGGCAUCUGUGCAAAAGGGAAUGGAAAUGUAUUAAUAGAUAAUUGCACACUAAACAGGUGCGGUGGUGGGGGAACUCUCAGUACUGAAGGAUCUGUUCUUACGAUAAGACACAGUACGAUCAGUAAUAUGAGACAGAUGGGUGUUGAGGCAAGAGAAGGAGGCUUUACAGUUGCUGAAGAUUGUACAAUUUGCGAUAAUCAGUUCCAUGGAGUGGCGAUAGGACCGAAAGGAAGAGGGGUUGUAAAAAACUGUGUAAUACAAAACAACAAAAACGAAGGGAUCUGGUGCGGAGGCAAUCUGGACAUAGGGGAGUCCCGUUUAACACAAACAUCGAAUUCAGAAGGCGGAUCAACGUGCAUUAUCUUUGAUAAUUUAAUCUAUCAAAAUGGAAUGUCUGGAAUAUCUUUGGAUGGGGGAUCGUAUGAUGUUUCUGGAAACAAAAUAUUUGAAAACUGGCUUUGGGGAAUGAUGGUGAAAUCUAGAUCAACAACAAACAUAUGCAACAAUGAUGUAUUUGAGAACAAGUGCGGCGGCAUAAGAAUUGGUGUAAAUUACUCAGCACCGGUCACGAUAGAUGGAAAUACUAUCCGGGACCAUACUGGCCCUGCUGUUCAUACAGAAAGGGUCCCCGAAACGAAUGUCCUUCUUAGGUCGUUACAUGAAAACAAAGGUCUAAUGGAAAGGAUGAAAGAUAUCGGUAUGAUGGAUGAUGAGAGCACUAUUUUUUCACUACCACCUAUCAUAACAUCAAGAAAUGUAAUUGAAAAUAACAACAGAGGCCAACAACAUCCACGACAAAUCCUAGACCUUGUAGAAACAUGCUGUUUCUGUCAUAUUGAUUCUAACAAACUGAAAAAAUGUGGGAAGUGUAAGAAGGCAAGCUACUGUUCUAAAGAAUGUCAGAAACAACACUGGAAACGUCAUCAGAUUAUAUGCAAACUCAUGACUGAAAACUUUACCGUGGACAUAAAGAUGUCAGAAACAACUAAGUGGGACGUAUACUUCCAAAGCUCGCUAGGAUCGAAUGUAAUCCGCGGAACAAACGCUCCUUUGCCAGGUUUAGGGGAGGGAACACCUCCUGACAUGUCAAGUGAUAGAAGAUUUACUGUCAAGAUACAGUCAGGACAAGAAUACACCAGAUAUGAUCCAAAUAAGGAUAUGAGACUGUAUGACCAAACUCAGACCUUGGAUAUAUUUUUCAGAAACCCUAACAUCUAUCACUUAGUUUGCGAGUGUGGUGUUCUAGCUGCAUCGAAAUUCACCACAAAGAAAAUGUUCUGUUGGGCUUCGUUUAAAAACAACGGCAAAACACUGCGUAUAUAUACAGACACUUUGCCACCAUUUCAAACAUGGUAAUCAUACAGGCAAUUUAAUAUAUCAGAUGUUCAAUACACAACAAAAUACCCAGUGUACAUACUCAUCUGUGCGUUGUUUAUUUUGUAACAGAUUUACUUGUACGUACAAAAGCAAACAUAUUCUGACGAUGCAUGAUAUACUUUUGAGACAGACUGAACUUAAAUGAAUUAAUAUGAACAUGCCGACAGCAACUAGUAAGUUGCAUUUAUCGAAAACUUCAUACAGAAGGGUAAAGGUACAUGUAUGGACUUUUUGUCAUUAGGAUUAAUCUUAUGAAAGAAAUUAGCAUUCCGUUAUUUGCCCGUGAUGUGGGGUAUUUAUGAAUACAACAAACUUAAUAUCGGACAUUUCAACAUAUACUCAAAAACUUGGUUAAGUAUGAUAUAGUCGAUGUGGUCUAAAUGAUGUUAAUUAGUAGUAUUUCUUGAUGCAGGUAAUGAACACUUUACAAAUACUUAGAAUAAUUGAAAUAUGGAGACACAGGUAUAUACAUGGUCUCUCGUAAGUAAUUUACUCAAGGAAACUUGUGUGACAACAAGUAAUUUUUCAUAAAUCACUUGUUGUGCAGCGGAUGUUUGUGUGGAUUACGAAUUUUGUUGGCGAUGUCCAUUUAGUUCGAACCAUCCCGAUUAUCCCGUAUGGCGGGGAAUACCAAUUCAGUGAAUUUGCUUGUAUUUUUUUUCUUAUGCAUUUGAUCGCUUUUUGUACCCCCCGACAACAAAGUUGUAAGGGGGGUGUACUGGUUUCAGGUUGUCUGUCUGUCUGUCUGUCCGUCUGUCUGUCUGUCCGUCUGUCCGUAGACGCAAUCUUCUGCGCACCAUCUCUCCUUAUCCCCUUGACAGAAUUUAAUGAAACUUCACACAAGUGAUCAGUACCAACAGUAGUUGUGCAUGGGGCAUGUUAGGUUCUUUUAGAAAAAAAAAUUGCAGAGUUAUGGGACUUUGUUUUUUUGUUACUAUACUAUAUACAUAGACAAUCUUGUGCGCACCAUCUCUCCUCAUCCCCUUGACACAAUUUAAUGAAACUUCACACAAGUGAUCAGUACCAACAGUAGUUGUGCAUGGGCAUGUUAGGUUCUUUUAGAAAAAAAUUUGCAGAGUUAUGGGACUUUUUUUUUUUUUGUUACUAUACUAUAUACAUAGACACAAUCUUGUGCGCACCAUCUCUCCUCAUCCCCUUGACACAAUUUAAUGAAACUUCACACAAGUGAUCAGUAACAACAGUAGUUGUGCAUGGGGCAUGUUAGGUUCUUUCAAAAAAAAAAAUUUGCAGAGUUAUGGGACUUUGUUUUUUUUGUUACUAUACUAUAUACAUAGACACAAUCUUGUGCGCACCAUCUCCCCUCAUCCCUUGACACAAUUUAAUGAAACUUCACACAAGUGAUCAGUAACAACAGUAGUUGUGCAUGGGGCAUGUUAGGUUCUUUCAGCGACAAAAAUUGCAGAGUUAUGGGACUUUGUUCUUGUUAACAUACUAUGUACAUACAGUCUGCAUAUGCAAUCUUGUGCGUGCCUAAUCUACCAAACCCUUAUACACAAUUUAAUGAAACUUCACACAAGUGAUCAGUACCAACCCUAAUUGUGCAUGGUGCAUGUUACAUUCUUUUAGAUAAAUAUUCUGCAUAGUUAUGGGACUUUGUUUUUUGUUACUAUACUGUAUACAUACAGUCUAUAUACAUACAGUCCACAUAAUUAUGCAAUCUUGUGUGCGUUAAAUUGCAAUGUACUGUGUCAGUGCAUGCGGGGGGUACAUUCAUCACCUUUAGUGAUAGCUCUAGUUAUCGCUACUUUAUGUAGUGUUUUUACAAUUGUGAACAGAAGGAAAGAGAAGCACUGUUGAUUGCUCGUAGUUUGUAGUUUGUAGAGACGGGCAAAAGGCGAAAAAAUGUACUUGCUCUGUAAUCAUCAUAAGCUGAAUAUAGAUACAAAAUUGUGUAUUUGCGUGUAACUUUAUCAUUUUCUGGUACAAGUCACUUUCACAGUAAGCUGCGAAACACGUUUUAAUCAAAUGCUUUGUACAGAAACAGGAGUUUAAUUAUUCGAUUUUCAAACUGCACCAUAUGUAGAAACAUUAGGUUUAAUAUUCCAUAAGCAUACUUUGAAAGUCUAGUGAAAUAAUUUACGGAGAACUGCAUAUAAUUAGUAAAGUUAGAUUGAUAAAACACUGGUUUAGAAUUAAGACAGUCACAGAUUUUGUAAGUUGUUUAAUUAUCUUGAUGCACACACAGUUUUUGUAGAUAAAUAGUCUUAAAGUAUCAGACAGCUACCGCGGUACAUCUUACUGUCUCUAAAAUAAAGUUAGUCUACGUUUACGUAUAUUAAUGUAUUGAUUUAAUUAUAAUUUAUUUCCUGAUUGUCUUUACUUUGUUCUUUGAUCUAUGACAGCUUAGAUUAUUCAUCAAACUAUAACUGCCUCCGGCCAAGUUUCACAUUAUAAAUUGUAAAUAAAUACUGUAUGUAAAUAUUGCACUGGGGAUACAUUUUCUUAUGAAAUAGUAGUUAUAUCAUUAUUAUUUGAGCAUGCAUAAUUUGGUAUAAGUGUGCUUGUUGUAAGACUACGCGCUACGUUUUUGUUAUAAGAGUAUCUGUUAUGUUGAAUAUAAGACGAUCUGUUAUGUUGUAUAAUUUUGUAUGUUACAAGACUGUCUGGCAUGUUGAAUAAUUUUGUAUGUAAUAAGACUAUAUGUUAUGUUGAAUACGUUAUGUAGUAAGACUAUCUUUCAUUUUGAAUGUUUCUGUAUGUAAUGAGGAUACUGUAAAUUUUAUGUGUAAGACCUUCUCUAUCUGCUAUGUUGUUUAAUUUUGUAUGUUAUAAAACUAUCUGCCAUGUUGAAUAUUUUUUAUGUAAUAAGACUAUCUGUUAUGUUGUAUAAUUUUGUAUGUUACAGGACUAUCUGUCAUGUUGAAUGAUUCUGUAUGUAAUAAGGCUAUCGUUUUGAAUAUUUUUGUAUGUUAUAAGACUAUCAGUCAUUUUGAAUGUUUUUUUUUUAAAUAAGACUAUGUUAUGUUGUAUAAUUUUUUAUGUUACAAAACUAUUCCUUAUGCUGAAUAUUUUUGUAUGUUAUAUUUUUUGUUGGGUUUAACGUCGUCAUAUGGCGACUUUUGUAUGUUAUAAGACUGUCAUGCUGAAUGAUUUUUAUGUAAUAAGACUAUAUGUUUCAAGACUAUUUGUUAGAUUGUUUUAGAAAUGUAACAACAAUAUAUCUUGCUAAGAAAAAGUGUAUAUACAGUCCCAUUUUGUUUCAAGUACUUUUGUCUUAUGAAAAUAUUGUCUCAUGCCGCUAUGUAAGAGCAUUGUAUUGUUGAUUAACAGUCAUAUGUUUGUUUUUUUUUUUCAAUAAAAGUAUUCAGUUGAAUUGUCAAUAAAAACCCUACAUUUAUUUGUCUAUUCCCUUUAAAUAUUAAACAUUUCAUUUUGUUUCACAAUUCCUUGCAAGAAACACAAUAUCCGCCAAUUAGCAUGAUCAAAUACUGUUUAAAGGCACUGGCCUCCAGAUCGUUCGCCAACAACAACAACAACACAAAUAAAACAUAUCAGGAAAUUAAUGCUAUAUUUCUAAAGAAAGCUUUGAAAUUUAAUUAUUGACAGGCUGUAUAUUAUGGAAACAUUUGUACUAUUUUUUUAUUCUAAAAAUCGAAAAGCGUUUAUUACGCUUUACGCGAGGUAAACUGCCUUUAUUAUAAAUAUCUAUAUUUAACACGCUUAACACAGUUUUCCGUAGCAAUAUUGGCAAAGACAGCGUAAAAUUUUUUAUUGUCGCAGCGGCCGGAGUUCGACUCCCAACCCGGACAUCUUUUUGUCUUGAUUUGGCAUUUAUAAGAUAGUUUAGAAACAAAAACUCUUUUAAUGUUCAUAAUAUAACUUCAAUUUUAAAGAAAGAUCUUGUUUGGCUAAAAAUCUGGAGUUCAAUGCCUUUAAUAUGUUCAAUGUACAGGAACACAGUUGAAUCUAAAAUUAAUCCCAUAAACAGUACACGGUAAUAUUUAUUAGUCAUGUUUACUUUUAUUUUGAAUCUGUUUCAUUCUGUAUCCAAGCUGUGGUAAUUCUUUAAAUGCAAUAUUGACGAACAUUGUUUGCUGCAUAAUCAUUUUACUUAACAUGUGGUGUUACAUAUAUAUUGUUUCGCUUGUCUUGCCUUGGGCUCAUAACGGCAAAUUAUAGCUUUCCGUCGGACACCGAGUUUGCUCAAAUGAGGCCAAUGUCCCUCAAAAGAGGAUAUCUUAUUGUUUUGAGUGAAUAUGGAAUAUAUCUCAUCGAGAAGAAAGGAGCAUUUAUACUUUCACGAGCAAGUACCUCUAAUUACCACACGGCUUCUUUUUUAUUUAGCGUAUCAAAUUAACAGCACACGAGCGUAGGUUGAUAACCAGAUACUAGUAGGGUAUAAUUUGAAUACCAACCUGUUCUCAUGUACACACAAUUCAAUUUCUUUUCUUCCAAUCAAUUACCUUGAUAAGUUCGCAGAAACAUUCCUUUUAUGAUUUCCCUGUUAUUAAAAUAAAAUAAGUAGAGAAAAUCAUGUGUAUACAGAUGUACAUUGAUGAAAAAAAUGUUGGAAAUUUACUACUCUUUUG
Mercenaria mercenaria is the source of this 9800-nucleotide messenger RNA. RefSeq lists its product as uncharacterized. Lineage: Eukaryota; Metazoa; Mollusca; Bivalvia; Venerida; Veneridae. Gene Ontology annotation, molecular function: ADP binding; protein binding. The coding region runs from base 124 to 5229 and encodes 1701 amino acids. The transcript is spliced from 5 exons. The record is from RefSeq and is a predicted model, not a curated record.